Molecule: messenger RNA, 501 nt
Organism: Trypanosoma theileri
Lineage: Eukaryota; Euglenozoa; Kinetoplastea; Trypanosomatida; Trypanosomatidae
Exons: 1
Coding region: 1-501 (166 amino acids)
Molecular function (GO): metal ion binding
Source: RefSeq, a predicted model, not a curated record
AUGACUGGCAGUAAAUCCCCUCUUUGCGAUUCAUCCAAGAGUGUCUGGCAGCACCGCAAGCCCUCUGGUGAGCAGGUGUGGACGUAUGCCCACAACCCGUACAGCAACAGCGCCCAGAACAUCAGCAGCGCCAGCAGCGAUAGCAGCAACAAGAGUAAUAACGGCAACAACAGUCGCCCAGCGCAGAAGCCAAAUGUCUGCCGGCACUACGCCGAGGGCCGCUGCAAUCGCGGGAGCACCUGCCGCUUCUACCACGACGUGCGGCACACUGUCAUUAUCGCCACGCCGCACUCCACCCCGCGGCCGCAGCCCCUCUCGCCCCUCACCGGCCUCCCCGCCACGCCCCUGCGGAAGUCCCUCAACAGCACUCUGAGCAGCAGUGUGAAUGGCAGCAGUGUGAACAGUGCUGGCGGCAGUGACUGUGGGUUCAGCAGCCGCGCCAAUGACUACACCUCGCCGUAUUUGUCGUGGCAGCGGGUCGUCGCCGCUCCGCUCGCGUGA